This is a messenger RNA of Medicago truncatula (barrel medic), 1741 nucleotides long. Its product is annotated as E3 ubiquitin-protein ligase RGLG3. Gene Ontology annotation, biological process: protein ubiquitination. The record is from RefSeq and is a predicted model, not a curated record. The transcript has 12 exons. Lineage: Eukaryota; Viridiplantae; Streptophyta; Magnoliopsida; Fabales; Fabaceae. Gene Ontology annotation, cellular component: nucleus. The coding region runs from base 210 to 1523 and encodes 437 amino acids. Gene Ontology annotation, molecular function: ubiquitin-protein transferase activity.
AAUAAUAAUAAUAAUACAGUAUUCAAUUCCUUAGUCUCUGUCUCUGAAUCAUCAACAAAAUUCUCUGUAUCUCUCAAAAACUUACGUAAAAAAAAGAAAAAGUCUUCCUAAAAAAAAAAAGAAGGUAAAUAUCACCUUUCUGGAGUUCAGCAGCAACCUCAAUCAAUCACAAAACCAAGCAAAUUAAAUCAACAAGGCUUAGUAGCAAUAUGGGAAAUACAGAAUCAAUGUCUCAAUCUCAACAUGAAUUUUACUACCAACACCCUCCUAAUUAUGAUGGGAGUUCAGUGAGUAACAGUUAUCAUCAACCUUCUUCUUAUACUGGGAGUUUGGAUAGCACUACCUAUGAUCAACCCUCUGCUUAUACCGGAAAUUUGGGGAAUACUAACCAUCAUCAACCGUCUUCACAUGCUACAAGUUCGGUGAAUACUCGCCAUCAUCAUAACAAGCAACCAACAUAUAUAGCUGACAAUUUCAGCUCAUUGGAUCAGGUUGUUUCUGCUUUGAGAGAAGCUGGUUUGGAAUCUUCAAAUUUGAUACUUGGUAUUGAUUUCACCAAAAGCAAUGAGUGGACAGGUAAGUAUUCGUUCCAUCGGAAGAGCCUUCAUCAUAUCGGAAGUGCUCCUAAUCCAUAUGAGCAAGCAAUCUCCAUAAUUGGCCGGACUCUGUCUACUUUUGAUGAAGAUAAUCUGAUACCAUGUUUUGGGUUUGGUGAUGCUUCUACACACGAUCAGAAUGUGUUCAGCUUUUAUCCUGAUAAUAGAGUUUGUCAUGGUUUUGAGGAAGUACUUGCACGCUAUAGACAGAUUGUUCCACAUUUGAAACUGUCAGGGCCAACUUCAUUUGCCCCUGUAAUUGAUGCAGCAAUUGACAUUGUGGAAAGAAACAACGGUCAAUAUCACGUUCUUGUCAUUAUUGCUGAUGGACAGGUUACUAGAAAUCCUGGUACACCGCAUGGAAAGCUUAGUCCACAGGAACAGGCAACCAUUACUUCCAUAAUUGCUGCAAGUCACUAUCCUCUCUCAAUUAUUUUGGUUGGAGUUGGAGAUGGACCAUGGGACGAGAUGAAACACUUUGAUGAUAACAUUACUGGGCGUGUUUUUGACAACUUUCAGUUUGUAAACUUCACAAAGAUCAUGUCUGAGAACACAGAAGCAUCCAAGAAGGAAACAGAAUUUGCACUUGCUGCCCUUAUGGAGAUUCCAUUUCAGUACCGUGCAGCCCAAAAUAUACAACUUGCCAAUGAACCAGUUCAUUAUCAACAUAAAAGACCUCUCCCACCACCUAAGGAAAUAAUAGAUCACGAUAAUGCAUUCAUAGCGACUCCACGCAUUACAAAUUUCGAUUCAAUUGAACCAACAGCUCCAGCCAGUGCAGAACCAGUAUGCCCCAUUUGUCUAACAAAUCCAAAGGACAUGGCUUUUGGAUGCGGUCAUACAACUUGCAAGGAGUGUGGCGCAACAUUAUCUUUAUGCCCUAUGUGCAGGCAGCAAAUUACUACUCGCUUGAGAUUAUAUACUUGAGUCAGAUUUCUUGCAAAUUUAUUCUAUAACAUUGUAUCGCCCCCAUUGAUAUAUAAAUAGUCGUAUAUAUUACACCAUUUCUUUACAAUUCAGCUUAAGAAUGAGAUGUAUAGAAAUGUUGAGUGUAAAUGUGGUCCUUAAACAAAGUGUUCAUUGAGAUGUAUAUCUAAAUUUUCUCUGAAGUUGCUAAAUAUUUUGAAAUUCUACUUACCUCCCUU